This is a messenger RNA of Bufo bufo (common toad), 3472 nucleotides long. RefSeq names its product lysine acetyltransferase 2B (gene KAT2B). Gene Ontology annotation, molecular function: protein binding; histone H3 acetyltransferase activity. The transcript has 18 exons. The coding region runs from base 223 to 2658 and encodes 811 amino acids. The record is from RefSeq and is a predicted model, not a curated record. Gene Ontology annotation, biological process: chromatin remodeling; positive regulation of transcription by RNA polymerase II. Gene Ontology annotation, cellular component: histone acetyltransferase complex; nucleus. NCBI's taxonomy places the organism in Eukaryota, Metazoa, Chordata, Amphibia, Anura, Bufonidae.
AUGGUUACACGGAGCAGCGGCCGGCGCGACCUGACAGCAGCAGCCAUGGAAGUGGACAGGAGGGAGGAAGGAGGAGGAGAGAGGCAGGGGAGGCGGUGAUGUGCUCCAGCUGCCUCCCUGCUGGGGGAACGGCUGCAGAUCUCGUCACCUCGCCCAGGGAUCUGUGCACCGGAGGAGGCUAGGGGGCAUUCUUCUCCCCGGGCAGGCUCCAGGGCUCCUGCAAUGUCCGAGGCGGCUGCAGACGGAGGCUCGGUGGUGGGCAGUGCGGCACCCCAAGGUUCUCCGGCCGUUGUGGUAGCGGCGGCAGCAGCGGCUACGGUUGCAGCCGGAGGAGCAGCCCGGGGAGCGGAGAGUCCAGUAUUGGGAGGUGCUGGAGCUGUACCGCUAAGAAUCGCCGCCAAGAAGGGGCAGCACCGCUCAGCUCCACGGGCCAAGAAACUGGAGAAACUCGGAGUGUACUCCGCCUGUAAGGCUGAUGAAACAUGUAAAUGCAAUGGAUGGAAGAAUCCCAACCCCCCACCCACACCACCCAGAAUGGAUUUUCAGCAGACAGUUGUGAGCCUCACUGAGCCAUGUCGUAGUUGUUCUCACACACUUGCUUCACAUGUUUCCCAGUUAGAGAAUGUAUCGGAAGAGGAAAUUAAUAGACUCCUGGGGAUUGCACUGGAUGUGGAAUACUUGUUCACUUGUGUACACAAGGAAGAAGACGCUGAUACCAAACAAGUCUAUUUCUAUCUCUUUAAGCUUUUAAGAAAAUGUAUUCUGCAAAUGGGGAAACCAGUGGUGGAAGGAUCUCUGGAAAGUCCGCCAUUCGAGAAGCCCAGCAUUGAACAGGGUGUAAACAAUUUUGUACAGUAUAAAUUUAGCCAUCUACCUGCAAAAGAACGACAAACUAUUAUAGAGUUGGCAAAAAUGUUUCUAAAUCAUAUCAACUACUGGCAUCUAGAAACUCCUUCCCAACAAAGGCAGAAAUCCCCUGCUGAAGACAUUGCUGCCUACAAAGUCAAUUAUACAAGGUGGCUCUGUUUCUGCAAUGUCCCGCAGUUCUGCGACAGCCUGCACCGAUAUGAGACCACGCAGGUGUUCGGACGUACGUUGCUGCGUUCAGUCUUCACGGUUAUGAGACGGCAGCUGUUGGAGCAGGCCAGGCAGGAGAAAGAUAAACUUCCACAGGAGAAGAGAACUCUAAUAUUGACCCAUUUUCCAAAGUUCUUGUCGAUGCUGGAAGAAGAGGUUUACAGCCAUGAUUCACCUAUAUGGAAUGAAGAUUUUUUAACUACAUCUUCUCGAUCAAAUGAGCUUGUUAUUCCAACAGUUAUCACAAAUCCACCAGUUGCAAGGGCACUUACUUAUGUGACCAGCCCGUCAUCCCUAGACCAGUCCAACAGCGGAAAUUUGAGUCCAUCUAGUAAACCAGCACUGGAAUCAACUCCAGGUGACAAAAGGAAAACCAGUGAACCAUAUCCUGGAGAAGACGCCAAGAAACCAAAAGUUGUAGGAGACAUUCCUAUUGAAUUAAUCAAUGAGGUCAUGUCAACAAUCACAGAUCCUGCUGCCAUGCUGGGCUCAGAGACCAGCUUCUUAUCUGCUAUUUCUGCCAGAGAUGAGGCAGCCAGACUGGAGGAACGCAGGGGAGUAAUUGAGUUCCAUGUGAUUGGGAAUUCUCUACACCAGAAACCAAACAAGAGGAUCAUGAUCUGGCUCAUUGGCUUACAAAAUGUCUUCUCACAUCAGCUACCUAGGAUGCCUAAAGAGUAUAUCACCCGCCUUGUCUUUGAUCCAAAACACAAAACACUUGCUUUAAUCAAAGAUGGACGUGUCAUUGGGGGAAUCUGCUUUCGAAUGUUUCCGAUUCAAGGAUUUACAGAAAUCGUUUUCUGUGCGGUGACAUCAAAUGAACAAGUAAAGGGCUAUGGGACUCAUUUAAUGAACCAUUUGAAGGAGUAUCACAUCAAGCAUAAUGUACUCAAUUUCCUUACUUAUGCCGAUGAAUAUGCAAUAGGCUAUUUCAAGAAACAGGGCUUUUCUAAAGAUAUUAAAGUACCUAAAGCAAGGUAUGUUGGAUACAUUAAGGACUAUGAAGGAGCCACUUUAAUGGGAUGCGAGUUAAAUCCCAGAAUUCCAUACACUGAAUUCUCUGUCAUCAUUAAGAAACAGAAAGAGAUUAUCAAAAAAAUGAUUGAAAGGAAACAAGCACAGAUAAGGAAGGUGUACCCCGGCUUGUCCUGCUUCAAAGAAGGGGUGCGACAAAUACCGAUUGAAAGUAUCCCUGGAAUCCGAGAGACGGGAUGGAAGCCAAGCAUAAAAGAUAGAAGUAAAGAGCCAAAAGAUGCAGAUCAGCUGUAUAAUACACUGAAAAAUAUUCUGCAGCAGGUGAAGAGUCAUCAAAGUGCAUGGCCUUUCAUGGAGCCUGUGAAAAGAACCGAGGCACCAGGAUACUAUGAAGUCAUAAGGUUCCCCAUGGAUCUGAAAACCAUGAGUGAACGUGUGAAGAACAGAUAUUAUGUGACAAAGAAGCUAUUCAUGGCCGAUCUACAAAGAAUCUUCACAAACUGCAGGGAGUACAACCCACCGGAGAGCGAAUACUUUAAAUGCGCAAAUAUCCUGGAGAAAUUCUUCUACACUAAAAUUAAAGAAGCCGGACUGAUUGACAAAUGAGUCGGGACUUUCAGUGUUCCAUUAACGUGCCUGAUAUUAUUGGCUUGCCUACUGUUUUGCGCAUCACACUUUUUUGCACUCAAUCUAAAUCCUACUAACUCUAAUAAUAUUGCUGGCUUUUAGCAAGCUUUCUUUUGUUGGUUAUGAUUUUGUAUAGAUUUUAUUAGAAAAAGGUGCUUUAUAGCCUUUAGAGUAUAUAAUAUUGGUAUGAGAUGUUUUGUAUAUUUAGAAUUGUUUUGUAUAAUGAGAUUUAUCAACCACAUUUAUUCAACCACUAAUAUUACAGAAUGGCUUACUGUAGAUUAUAGAUUUCUUAUGCCGGCCAUAAGUUAAAACAUAAUCUGGUAUAACUACAGGUGAAAAAAACUCAAAAACUUUAGUUAUAUUUUUAGGCAGAAAGUGGAUGUUAAACUACAAUAUUAGGCAAUCGUCAUACUUAGUAACUCCCUUAUAUAAAUAUACUAAUAUUUUUAUUGAUCCCAGAAUUGCUCUCUUUUCAAAUGGGAAUUAUUGGGUAAUUACUAUGAAAGGAAUUUGACACCUGCAAUAUGCAAGCAGCAUGUACAGCAAACAGAAUUCUGUCAAUGUAGUGCCUGUCUCAAUAUGGCGACAGCCUGUAUUUUCACUGCCUAUAAGAUGCUGUAUAUGACCCCUGUAACCUGUGUAUGAAUUUUCUGCUGACCUAUGAGUUUAUUACUUUGGAGAAGGAAGCGAGUCACUUUAUAAUAGUAUGUUGAAGAACUGCUGAUUAUGCAGUUUUGUGUUUGUGUUUAUUUUACCUGCUUAUUUUUUCCUAGGGGUUUUGCUAGGGAUG